Messenger RNA from Dreissena polymorpha, 3818 nucleotides. Its product is annotated as protein rolling stone-like. The coding region runs from base 190 to 1113 and encodes 307 amino acids. Gene Ontology annotation, cellular component: membrane. The record is from RefSeq and is a predicted model, not a curated record. The transcript is spliced from 5 exons. Lineage: Eukaryota; Metazoa; Mollusca; Bivalvia; Myida; Dreissenidae.
CUUGGGGCCGAAAGUGCCUGCUACCAAAUUUUAAAGGUCAAGGACUACAAAAGGAUUUCCGUUAGUCAAACUUCUUCGUCGGAUCUGAUAUUGAGACAUUUUUAAUUGGAAUACAUGUGGCCCUGGGCCAGAGAGACUUGCAAAAAGUCAAUCUAGUCUUUUGGUCAGAGACAAAUUAAUUUUUUGAACAUGAUGAUCAAAAUCUCAUUGCGCCUGGUGAGGGCCACACAGGAAGGCAUGGCUCUGCUACAUCAGUUUCUGCGUACAUACACACGCUACGCCUUCUACUCUUUCCGGGACCGCAAAGGCCGCCAGAGUGAGAACAGCAAGCCAGUUCACCUAGACGGGCCCAAACACAGCCUUAUGUACAGCAACGUGGAGGACUUUGUGCUGAGCCAGUGGAGUGACAAUCCCUUGCCUUACGCCAUCUACCGCACAUGUGCUGCUGCCUUUUUCUUUCUGAUGACAUUCUAUGCAGCCCUGUUUGGGCCUGUUGGAGGGAAGUUCAUGAUCAUGCUCACAUAUUGGUCUUUCAAUAUCCUAGUUGUCAGCCAGAUUGUACGAGCUGUUAAUUGUUGGCAUUACAUCGAUCUCAAGAAAAGAGGAGAAGAUGUACAUGAACGACUACGAAACAAGAGACGGAUAAAGGUUCAAUGGCUGCUGCACAACCUGGCCAGUGACUCUGCUCCACUUGUGUCUGUUCUCUUCUGGACUAUAGCUUAUGAUGGCAGUGGAUUGACAGUAAUUAACUGCACAGUUCAUGGUCUGAACGCCAUGUUUGUCCUGCUGGACAUCUUGAUAUCGCGUACGCCAGUUCGCAUGCUGCACCUGUACCAGUGCUCCUGCCUGGGUAUCCUCUACACCCUCUUCAGUUACGUGUACCACCUGUGCGGGGGGACCAACCACAAGGAUGAGCCAUACAUCUACAAGCCACUAGACUACGCCAACAACUUCCGAAUGGCCAUUUCCACUGCCCUGAUGUCCAUCUUCCUAGUAGCACCUCUGAUACACUGCUGGAUAUUUUUCCUGUACAGAUUUAGGCUUUUUAUACACCGGUACCUGAGAGCUGUGGAGAAGAGAUCGGACCACCCGGCCAAGGAAAAAGCUAUGUAACUGCUGGGAUAUUAACUAUGAGUGAUUUAUAUUUACAGCCUUCCAUGUGCCUCUUAAAAUUAGAUUGUUGAAGGUAUUAUCAUUUACACCCUCAUCAAUUAAAAUGUGAAUGAGUGUCUAUAUUCUAAUUUGCCAGUACAGGUUCUUCAGUUGGCAAUUUAAGUUUUAGGAAACUGUUUAUAGUCACUACAAAAGUAAUUUUACUUUAACAUCACAUUAAAAUGCCCACAAUUAGCCUAAUUAAUGCAAAGCACACUUUAAUCAGAAAUCAAUAUUGUUUUGUGUGUGUUUUAAGAGCCAAUAAGUUAUUGUAUUGGAAAAAAAAGCAUUAUGUAAUGUAUGAUAAAAGUAUGAUGUUAUAUAUCUUGCCACGCAUGUUGUCUUACAAUCAGAUGUUGUUAGUGCCCCAUGUUUUUUCACUUGUGAGGAUUGAGGUUUCCCCUCAUUCCAUCCACAGGUGGUUAGCGUGUGGCUAUGAUAUUAAUUAGUGAAAACAUCAUUUUGAAUGAUAAAUAAUCAUAUUAUAACGAAAAAUUAACUUUUCUGAAAAAAAAAAUAUUUCACUAUCAAAUAUAUAUAUAACAAGGUAUGCAACUCAAAAUCAGCCCAAAACGGGGUGCAUCGCUUUGAACAGCCAUAUCUUCAUAAAUUUUGCAGCGAUUUUCACGAUCUCGGUCUUAUUCAACGCAGAAAUGAAUUUCCUUUCUGGAAAUGUAUAUGUCUUGCAAUAUUUUAACAAAUGCUGGGUCAACUUUUAAGAAAUAACACGAUACACAACACGCAUGACCCAGUUGACAGUGAUCAUGCUGUCUUUAAGACUGAAAUCUUCACGGAGUAAAGGGCAACUUCCCUACAAAGUUCAUGUAGUUCGAUACCAAAAUUCAAUAAAACGUAUGAAAAAACAUUAUUACCGUUCUUGUCGUUACAUUCUGCAUCAAGACUAACUGUCCAGCGCCGUUUGAAACCUUUGUUUACAUACAUUUCAACUAACUGACAUUUUAAACAUACGAGUGAUUUCAUUGGUCCAAUGCGGAGGUGUGUCUUUACAACUGGAGAUUUCAUUCAUAAAGAAUACAUGAUCACUGUCAACUGGGUCAUGCGUGUUGUGUAUCGUGUUAUUUCUUAAAAGUUGACCCAGCAUUUGUAAAAAUAUUGCAAGACAUAUACAUUUCCAGAAAGGAAAUUCAUUUCUGCGUUGAAUAAGACCGAGAUCGUGAAAAUCGCUGCACAAUUCAUGAAGAUAUGGCUGUUCAAAGCGAUGCACCCCGUUUUGGGGUGAUUUUGAGUUGCAUACCUUGUUAUAUAUAUAUUUGAUAGUGAAAUUUUUUUUUUCAGAAAAGUUAAUUUUUCGUUAUAAUAUGAUUAUUUAUCAUUCAAAAUGAUGUUUUCACUAAUUAAUAUCAUAGCCACACGCUAACCACCUGUGAUUCCAUCUGUCUGUUAGCUGAACUGGAUUAUGUGAUAUCUAUAGAGGUACUGAAGAUUCUUUGAUAAGAUCUUAUUGUUUACUGAUAAAUUAAUGGUGACAUGGGGAUUAUGCAUGACCGGUUAUUUUACAUAAGUCAAAUGUCUGGUCACACUGUUGCACAAAAUGGAACAAAACUUCAUGUUGUAGUCACUCAAAAUGUACAUAUACAAAUCCUGAAACUGUUUCUACCACAUGUUUGCUCCUUUUUUCUGUCAAUAUGUCCCUCUUUUUAACUGUUUGUCAUUGUGCCUAUGUGUCCAUAUGAAUAAACUAAAAUAUGUCUGAAAGUACACAGUGAUCAUGUAACGUGGUGGCAUACAUGAGAGGUGAUGACAGUUAUUAUGCAUGGCUUUUAACUUCUCCAGAGGUUAAGGUCAGAUAACUGUAACCAAACAAAAUACAGUAUAUAUUGCAAUAAUUCGAAGGUAUGUUGGUUAUGAUUGUAAACCAUGGUAUACACAUUUUUUAAAGAUAAUAUGAGGUUUAUGUGCAACAUUUUAUCCACCAGAGGUUAAACACCUUUUUUGAAUGUUUAAACAAGAAUUAACACUCAUGACAAAUGGACAUGAAUUGAUUGUAAAAUGUUACACACAUACAUAUGAAAGGUAAUAUGAAACUUAUAACAAAGCUGUAAUUGGUUGAAGUGUUUGAAUGUUUAUACAGAAUCUCAUUGGUGAUGGAUAUAGCAUUUAUAUAUUUCUUUUCAUUCUGUUUUGGGUUUAGGUUAUUUGAUGUAUCAUAAACAUCAGUUGUAUUAUUAUAACAUUUCCUCACUUCUCAUUUCAUUUUUAGCUCGGCUGUUUUCGGAGAAAACCCGAGCUAUUGUCAUGGCCAGCUCGUCGUCGGCCGUCCACCAUAGGCGUCGUGCUAAAACCUUAACAUUGGCUCUAAAAUCAAAGUGCUUCCACCUACAACUUUGAAACUUCAUAUGUAGAUGCACCUUGAUGAGUUCUACAUGCCACACCCAAUUUUGGGUCACUAGGUCAAAGGUCAAGGUCACUGUGACCUCUAAAAAAAAAAUCUGACAAGCUUUCGCAGCCGAGCGUUGGCACCCGUGAUGUGGUGCUCUUGUUAAAUAUUGUUUUGACAACUGCAAUCUUGUCAGGAUUUAAAAUAUAUUGACCACUACAGUGUUGUUUGUACUCUAUCGUGUGUGUGGCUUUUUUCAAAACUUGUUUCUAUGAUUGUAUUAUUUACAUAAAUGUUUUGAUCUGCCAACCACUGAUCUGAAAAUAAA